Spinacia oleracea (spinach) is the source of this 1422-nucleotide messenger RNA. RefSeq lists its product as uncharacterized. The record is from RefSeq and is a predicted model, not a curated record. The transcript has 2 exons. Gene Ontology annotation, molecular function: RNA binding. Lineage: Eukaryota; Viridiplantae; Streptophyta; Magnoliopsida; Caryophyllales; Amaranthaceae. Bases 1 to 1083 code for a protein of 360 amino acids.
AUGGAGUCCGUGGUGCCGCCUCCAUUAACACCAAUCUCGAAGGUCUCAACACAAGCUAUCGAAAAGGCUGUGAACGCUCUCCUAAAAUGGAAAUCCGCAAAUUCCGAUUCCCAAAAAUCGCAACUACUCCCUUCCGAUGAAUUCCUUUACUUAGUCCUAACCCUCAACAAAAUCCCACCCAAAAACCGCACUAAUGCGCACAAAAUCGCCCUUCCAAAGGCUCUUUACACGCCUGAAGCCGCCGAGUUUUGCCUCUUUGUUCAUGACAGCGUUUCCAAAAGCGCUAAAGUGAAGGUUGAAGAAGGCGGGGUUCCUAUUUCUAAGGUGAUAAAGCUCUCGAAGCUGAAGAAGGAUUACAAAGCGUUUGAGCAGAAGAGGAAGCUAUGCGAUUCUUUUGACAUGUUUUUUGCUGAUAAGAGGAUUAUCCCAGUUUUGCCGAAUGCAAUUGGAAAGCAGUUUUAUCGUAAGAAGAAGAUUCCGGUGCCGAUUGAGUUGGGGAGGGGUAAUUGGAAGGAGCAGAUUGAGAGGGUUUGUAGUUCUGCAAUGUUGUAUUUGAGUACCGGGACUUGUAGUGUGAUUAAAGUAGCCAAGGAUUCAAUGAGCCGGGAUGAGAUAGUGGCAAAUGUGGCUGCGGCAGUGAGUGGUGUUGCUGAUGUUGUGCCAAAGAAGUGGAAGAAUGUGAGGGCGUUUCAUUUGAAGUUUUCGGAGUCGUUGGCGCUGCCGGUUUAUCAGAAGGUGCCGGAGUUGGGGUUGAAGAUUGGUGGUGGGUUGAUUAGUAAUGCAGAAGAAAAGGCGGUGGUUGCAAAAAAGAAAGAGAAGAAGGAGAAGGUGAGUAAGAAGAAGGGGAGGAUUAAUGAGGUAAGGUAUAUGGAUAGAGUUGAGACCGACGGGAUGGUCAGCGGAGAUGAGUCUGGGAGCGAAGUCGAUGAUGAGGAGGAGGAGAAUGUUGAAGUGGGUGGGGAUGAAACUGUUGGUAAGAAGAGGAAGAAACAAGUGUCAAAUGUGGUGAAAGGUUUGAAAGAGAACAAGGAUAAGGGUUUGGCAAAAUCGACCGAGAAGAAACCCAAGAAACUCAAAGUUUAGGAACACCAGCAUUUUCAAUCCCUAUACGCGACCCAUUCUGAAAUCUCAAAGAAACGGGAAAACAAGGACAAACGAAAGGCUGCUAAUUUAGACAAGAAAGCAGGAGGUUCAAAGAAGGUGGCUUCUUCUAAGUGAUUUUUUAGCUCUUAUGGAUAUGUCUGCUGAUUUAGAUAUGUCUGGGUUUUUGCAGCUCAAAAUUUUUGAGAAAAUAUGUUAACUAUUUAGAAGAGAAAUUUUGAGAAAACGUGUGGAGUAAUUAAUUGGAAAUUCGCUCCUCCCCUUCAAAUUAUGUGUACCUUAUUUUGGUGAGCCAGAUCAAGUUCGUUAUAGUUUUCUGUA